GCGCUGGCAAGAUUGAGGACAGUGGAGAGAGAGGGGAAGAGAACCAGUCCAACAGUCUCCAGGCUGCGCAGCCAGCCCCAGAGUGACUGACCGUGGGCCCCGCUUGUCCUGGCUGGCCUGGCCAGCCUCCGGAGUAUGGUCUGGCUGGGACCCCCUUGGCUGCUCCGCAUCUUCUUCCUGGCUUCUCAUGUUGGCGCCGCGGUGGACCUGACGCUGCUGGCCGACCUGCGCCUGACCGAGCCCCAGCGCUUCUUCCUGACCUGCGUGUCCGGGGAGGCCGGGGCGAGCCGGGGUUCGGACGCCUGGGAGCCCCCGCUGCUGCUGGAGAAGGACGACCGCAUCGUGCGCACGCCCCGGCCCUGGCAGCCCCCGCACCUGGCCCGCAACGGCUCGCGCCAGGUGACCCUGCGCGGCUUCUCGCAGCCCUCGGACCUGGUGGGCGUCUUCUCCUGCGUGGGCGGCGCGGGGCCGCGGCGCACGCGCGUCCUCUACGUGCACAACAGCCCGGGAGCGCACCUGUUCCCGGACAAGGUCACACACACGGUGAACAGGGGGGACACGGCUGUGCUUUCGGCACGUGUGCGCAAGGAGAAGCAGACAGAUGUGCUCUGGAAGAGUAACGGAUCCUAUUUCUAUACCCUGGACUGGCACGAGGCCCAGGACGGGCGGUUCCUCCUGCAGCUCCCAGAUGUGCAGCCAUCAGCGAGUGGCAUCUACAGUGCCACCUACCUGGAAGUCAGCCCCCUGGGCAGUGCCUUCUUUCGGCUCAUUGUGCGAGGCUGCGGAGCAGGGCGCUGGGGACAAGACUGCAGCAAGGAAUGCCCAGGCUGCCUGCAUGGAGGUGUCUGCCACGACCAGGACGGCGAGUGUGUGUGCCCCCCUGGAUUCACUGGUACCCGCUGUGAGCAGGCCUGCAGAGAGGGCCGUUUUGGGCAGAGCUGCCAGGAGCAGUGCCCGGGCACAUCAGGCUGCCGGGGCCUCACCUUCUGCCUCCCGGACCCCUAUGGCUGUUCUUGCGGAUCUGGCUGGAGAGGAAGCCAGUGCCAGGAAGCCUGUGCCCCAGGUCGUUUUGGGGCCGACUGCCGCCUCCAGUGCCAGUGUCAGAACGGCGGCACCUGUGACCGCUUCAGCGGCUGCGUCUGCCCCUCGGGGUGGCAUGGAAUGCACUGCGAGAAGUCAGACCGGAUCCCCCAGAUCCUGGACAUGGUUUCAGACCUGGAGUUCAAUUUGGAGACGACGCCCCGGAUCAGCUGUGCGGCCGCGGGGAACCCCUUCCCAGGACGGGGCAGCAUGCAGCUCCGCAAGCCGGACGGCACGGUGCUCCCGUCCACCAAGGCCAUUGUGGAGCCAGAUAGGACCACAGCCGAGUUUGAGGUGCCCCGCUUGGCUCUUCAGGACAGUGGGCUCUGGGAGUGCCGCGUGUCCACGUCUGGUGGCCAAGACAGCCGACGCUUCAGGGUCAGUGUUAAAGUGCCCCCAGUGCCCCUGAGCGCCCCCCGGCUCCUGGCCAAGCAGAGCCGCCAGCUCUUGGUCUCGCCGCUGGUCUCCUUCUCUGGGGACGGACCCAUCGCCUCCGUCCGCCUGCACUACCGGCCCCAGGACAGCACCAUGGCCUGGUCCACCAUCGUGGUGGACCCCAGUGAGAACGUGACCUUGGUGAACCUGAGGCCGAAGACAGGCUACAGCGUCCGCGCGCAGCUGAACCGGCCAGGGGAAGGCGGGGAGGGGGCCUGGGGGCCUCCCGCCCUCAUGACCACCGACUGUCCUGAGCCCCUGUUGCAGCCACGGCUGGAGGGCUGGCAUGUGGAGGGCCCCGACCGGCUGCGAGUGAGCUGGUCCUUACCCUCGGUGCCGGGGCCACUGGUGGGCGAUGGUUUCCUGCUGCGCCUGUGGGACGGGGCCCGGGGACAGGAGCGGCGGGAGAACGUCUCGUCCCCCCAGGCCCGCACCGCCCUCCUGACGGGACUCACGCCUGGGACCCACUACCAGCUGGACGUGCGGCUGUACCACUGUACCCUCCUGGGCCCAGCCUCACCCACUGCGCGCGUGCUUCUGCCCCCCAGCGGACCCCCAGCCCCCCGACACCUCCACGCCCAGGCGCUUUCAGACUCGGAGAUCCAGCUGGUGUGGCAGCGCCCAGAGGCUCCGGCUGGGCCUAUAUCCAAGUACAUCGUGGAGGUGCAGGUGGCCGGGGGCUCGGGAGACCCGCUGUGGAUGGACGUGGACAGGCCCGAGGAGACGAGCACCAUCGUCCGCGGCCUCAACGCCAGCACGCGCUACCUGUUCCGCGUGCGGGCCAGCGUCCAGGGCCCCGGUGACUGGAGCAACGUGGUAGAGGAGUCCACGUUGGGCAACGGGCUGCAGAGCGAGCGUCCCGUCCAGGAGGUGCAGGCCGUGGAAGAGGGCCUGGAUCCGCAGCUGGUCCUGGCUGUGGUGGGCUCGGUGUCCGCCACCUGCCUCACCAUCCUGGCUGCCCUCUUAACCCUGGCGUGCAUCCGCAGGAGCUGCCUGCAUCGCAGACGCACCUUCACCUACCAGUCGGGAUCGGGCGAGGAGACCAUCCUGCAGUUCAGCUCAGGCACCUUGACACUGACCCGGCGGCCAAAACCACCGCCUGAGCCCCUGAGUUACCCGGUGCUGGAGUGGGAGGACAUCACCUUUGAGGACCUCAUUGGGGAGGGCAACUUCGGCCAGGUCAUCCGGGCCAUGAUCAAGAAGGACGGGCUCAAGAUGAACGCGGCCAUCAAGAUGCUGAAAGAGUACGCCUCUGAAAAUGACCAUCGUGACUUCGCGGGAGAACUGGAAGUACUGUGCAAAUUGGGGCAUCACCCCAACAUCAUCAACCUUCUGGGAGCCUGUGAGAACCGAGGUUACUUGUAUAUCGCUAUCGAAUAUGCCCCCUAUGGGAACCUGCUCGAUUUUCUGCGGAAGAGCCGCGUUCUGGAAACUGACCCAGCUUUUGCCCGGGAACAUGGAACAGCCUCCACCCUCAGCUCCCGGCAGCUGCUGCGUUUUGCCAGUGAUGCUGCCAAUGGCAUGCAGUACCUGAGCGAGAAACAGUUCAUCCACAGGGACCUGGCUGCCCGGAAUGUGCUGGUUGGAGAGAACCUGGCCUCCAAGAUCGCAGACUUCGGCCUUUCUCGAGGGGAGGAGGUUUAUGUGAAGAAGACGAUGGGGCGUCUCCCCGUGCGCUGGAUGGCCAUCGAGUCCCUGAACUACAGCGUCUAUACCACCAAGAGUGACGUUUGGUCCUUUGGGGUCCUCCUCUGGGAGAUCGUGAGCCUCGGGGGCACCCCGUACUGUGGCAUGACCUGCGCCGAGCUCUACGAGAAGCUGCCACAGGGCUACCGCAUGGAGCAGCCCCGCAACUGUGACGAUGAAGUGUACGAGCUGAUGCGCCAGUGCUGGCGGGACCGUCCCUACGAGCGACCUCCCUUUGCCCAGAUCGCGCUGCAGCUGGGCCGAAUGCUGGAAGCCAGAAAGGCCUACGUAAACAUGUCACUGUUUGAGAACUUCACGUACGCGGGCAUCGAUGCCACGGCGGAGGAGGCCUGAGCCGCUGUCAGGCCAGAACCUGGCUCUGCUGGCCAGAGCAGACUCGGCUCUCCAACCUGUGACUUCUGCUCCUUGUCGCCUGAACUGCCUCAAGGAAUUGUUUUUUAACUUAAGGGAAAAAAAAGAGGGAUCUGGGGAUGGGAUGGGAUGGGAUGGGAUGGGGGGCGUUGGGGCCUCAACCUUUGCCAUUGCUCCUGCUGCCCCUGCAUUGCUUACCCCUCCCCUCACACCUCUCCUCCUAGUUCAGCUGCUGCACGUUUGUGCUCUUCAGCUCCCUGCACUCGAACACCUGCUGCUUCAGCCCCUCCAGCCAAGCCAACCCUCACACCCCUAACAAGUCCUGUUCCGCUGCGCCCCACCCCCAGCCUUGUAAUCAGAACAAAUAAAUGUCCUGAGACGCUC
Messenger RNA from Phacochoerus africanus (Common warthog), 3957 nucleotides. RefSeq names its product tyrosine kinase with immunoglobulin like and EGF like domains 1 (gene TIE1). The record is from RefSeq and is a predicted model, not a curated record. Gene Ontology annotation, biological process: positive regulation of kinase activity; protein phosphorylation; cell surface receptor protein tyrosine kinase signaling pathway. Gene Ontology annotation, molecular function: transmembrane receptor protein tyrosine kinase activity; ATP binding; protein binding. Lineage: Eukaryota; Metazoa; Chordata; Mammalia; Artiodactyla; Suidae. Gene Ontology annotation, cellular component: signaling receptor complex.